AUGGAUGCGAUAAGAAUACCGCCCCUGAUCGCUGACAAAAUCAGCCCUCGUGCGAGGGAGACCUUGGUGAAGGUCAAGAAAUUCGUUGAGGAAGAAUGUGUUCCUGCGGAUGAGUUGUUCGAAGCACAGCUCUCUUGGGAUCCUGAUAAACGGUGGAAGUCAAUUCCACCCAUCAUGGAGCAACUUAAGGACCGGGCUCGCAAGCUUGGUCUUUGGAACUUGUGGUUGAGCAACCAUUACGAGGGCGGUGCUGGCUUCACCAAUCUCGAGUAUGCGCUCAUGUGCGAGAUACUGGGUCGGAGCGUCGUGUCACGGGAGGCGCUGAAUUGCAGCGCUCCAGAUACAGGGAACAUGGAGGUUCUUGCGAAGUACGGCACACCGGAGCAGAAGAAGCAAUGGCUUCAACCGCUGUUGGAUGGCAAGAUUCGUUCUGCAUAUGUGAUGACGGAACGAUUCGUGGCGUCAUCCGACGCAAAGAAUAUCGCUCUGGAAAUGCGAAGAGAGGGCAAUGAAUAUGUCCUCAACGGCAACAAGUGGUGGAUCUCAAGUGCCGGCGAUCCGCGCUGCAAGCUGUUCGUCGUCUUUGCAUGCUCAGAUCCGAGCAACCCAAACAAGUCAAAGAGACACAGUAUCAUCCUCGUUCCGUCAGAUACGCCUGGCAUCGUCGUAAAGCGCGCUCUUAACGUUUUCGGCUUUGACGACGCGCCUCAAGGUCACUGUGAGGUGCUCUUUGAGAAUGUGAGAGUUCCAGCCAGCAACAUCAUCCUGGGAGAGGGCCGCGGUUUCGAGGUCAUGCAAGGACGCAUGGGACCGGGCCGUCUGCACCACUGCAUGCGCGCCGUUGGUUGCGCCGAGCGUGGCCUUGAAUAUAUGAUUGCACGUGUACACCAGCGUACAGCGCAAGGCAAGCUCCUCGCGGAGCAGGGUGUCAUUCAAGACUGGAUUGCAAAGUCGAGAAUCGAGAUUGACGCAGCUCGCUUGGUCGUGUGCAAUGCCGCAGACAUGCUUGACAGAGGUGAGGCCAAGGAUGCGAUCGUCGAGCUGGCCAUCUGCAAGAUCAUGGUGCCAAAUGUGGCCCUGGCAGUCUUGGAUCGCGCCAUGCAGGCACACGGCGCUGGUGGCUUGUGUAACGAUUUCCCUCUUGCGAAGAUGUGGGCGUACUUGAGAACGACGAGGUUGGCCGAUGGACCUGACGAAGCUCACGCGGCUCAGCUGGCGAAGAUCGAGAACAAGAAACACGCGUCCUACAUAGAUAUGAUUGAAAAGCAAAACAAGUGGGCCGAGGAACUAAAGAGCCAACACGGUAUCAAGGAGAGAGCUCAUCUGUAA
Messenger RNA from Verruconis gallopava, 1329 nucleotides. RefSeq lists its product as uncharacterized. Lineage: Eukaryota; Fungi; Ascomycota; Dothideomycetes; Venturiales; Sympoventuriaceae. The record is from RefSeq and is a predicted model, not a curated record. Gene Ontology annotation, molecular function: oxidoreductase activity, acting on the CH-CH group of donors; flavin adenine dinucleotide binding. Bases 1 to 1329 code for a protein of 442 amino acids. The transcript has 3 exons.